Messenger RNA from Scheffersomyces amazonensis, 1992 nucleotides. It is a transcript of the gene BMT5, whose product is annotated as Bmt5p. NCBI's taxonomy places the organism in Eukaryota, Fungi, Ascomycota, Pichiomycetes, Serinales, Debaryomycetaceae. The record is from RefSeq and is a predicted model, not a curated record. Gene Ontology annotation, molecular function: mannosyltransferase activity. Bases 1 to 1992 code for a protein of 663 amino acids. The transcript has a single exon.
AUGAAGGAAUUAAGAAGUCUAGUUAAAUCAAAUGUUUUUCGUAAGGGAGCCAUUUGGGCUGUCUUGGCUAUAGUCAUGUUAUAUACUUUGCAUUUUCAUGGUUCUAAUAUUGUGGUCUAUAAAGAUAAGCUUAUUGGUGAAGGUAGAAAAAGUGAAAUUCCAAGAACAAUCAAGAAAUCUUCAGCAUAUAAUCAUGAUGAUACUAUAGUAAUAUUCCCUCGUGAUUUCCUUCAACUUAGUGAAAGAUAUGGUGAUUUAUAUGAUUAUGAUUUUCAUCAUAAUAGUGAUAAAAGUCUUGAACAAUAUUAUUUUGAAAAAUUUAAUGUAACUAAUCGUACAAGUCCUGAUCAUUUAAAUAUUUUCCAAUAUUAUAAUGAAGAAGAUGCUCUUACUGAAAGUGAUUUCUUUAAAGAAAAUUAUAAAAAUCAUCAUUUAGAUAUUUAUAAUGCUAGUUUAUUACAAGGUGAAAAUCCAACUUGUAAAAAUGGUGAAGUUAAUCAAAUUAUUCAAAUUGGAGGUUAUAAAAAAUUAGAUGGUGAAAUUUUUAGAGUAGUUGAAGUUUUACAAAGACAUUUAAAGGAAGAUCCUCCAUUUCAAGAUUUAAAUGAAUAUAUUGUUGAAGAUAUUGAUCAAUUAAUUGAAAAUAAUAUAGUUGAAAAGCAUUUUUAUAAAUUUGCUGGUACAUCUGUUUGGUUAGAACAAUUUGGUGUUCAUUUUAUGGUAUCAAGAAUUGUUUAUAGUCAUAUUGCUGUUAAAGAUAAACCAAUUAUUAGUUUAAUUUAUGCACAAAUCUUUGAUGAAAAUUGGCGAGAAUUAAGAGAUGUUGAAUUAGUUAUGCCAGUUUCAAUUAAUGGUGAAGCAACAUUUAAAAAUCUUCGAUUCCCAUCAUUUUUACCAGUACCUUUCCAUAGAAGGACAAAGGAUGCUGCAUCAAAAUAUUAUGGAGCUGAAGAUCCAAGAAUGAUGCUUAUUACUAAUAGUCAUGGUUUUGAAGAACCUUUAAUUGUUUAUAAUUCAGUUCAUAGAAAAAUUGAUGCCGUUGAAGCAGGUGAAGAAACUCAUAAUGGUAAUAGACAAGAAAAUAAAUUUACUUUCGGACUUGAAAGAUCAAUGUUUUUGUGUCAUCCUUUCCAAUAUGAAUUUGGAAUGCCAACUUCUGUUGAUGCUUAUAUGCAUUCACCAUAUAAUAAAGCAUUAUUUAAUAAAGUAAUUGAAUUAGAUAGAAGUGGUAGACAUGGUCCACAAAAGAAUUGGACACCUUUUGUUAAUGUUAAUGAAAGAGUUCAUGGAGUUGAUACUCAUAUUUAUUUUAUUUAUAGAUGGGCUAAAAUUGAAGUUCUUAGAUGUGAAUUAAAUCCAGUUUCAUUUAAGGGGAAAUCAAUAUGUGAAGUAUAUUUUAAGAAAGAUAAAGAAUUAGAUCCAAAUUCUGGAGUUGGAGAUUUAAGAGGUGGAACUGAAUUAAUUCAUAUAAAUCAAUAUUUACCUCAACUUCGAAUUGAUGCUUGGGUUGGAUUGGCUCGUGCUCAUAUUUAUACAUGUGGAUGUGGGUUUACAUUUUAUAGACCAAACUUGGCAAUUAUAACUCGAGAUGAACAAGGUAUAUUUGAAAUUGCUUAUGUUUCAUCAUUUGUAUCAUUUAAUAUUCCAAUGAUUGGAUUUCUGGAACCAAAUAUUUUAUGUGAUUAUAGAUAUCCUAAUGUAUUAAUUCCUAAUGGGAUUUCCAGUUGGAUGACAUCUGGACAUCCAAUAGAUUCACCUGAACAUACAGAUUAUAUGACUAUAACUUUAUCAGCUGGAGAUUCAACUAAUCAUAUGAUUUCCAUUAAAAAUUUUAUGAAAGUGAUUUAUAAUUUAGUCAAUAAUGUUGGAGAAAAUGUAUCAGUCAAUGAUAAAGCUGUCGAAUGUGCUUUAGACGGUUCAAGAAGAUUCUGUAGUAAUUAUGGAUCUCAACUCAGAAAGGUUAAUCCAGGAGCAUUCAAUUAUGAAGAUUAA